Molecule: messenger RNA, 2058 nt
Organism: Canis lupus familiaris (dog)
Lineage: Eukaryota; Metazoa; Chordata; Mammalia; Carnivora; Canidae
Gene: ZNF280B
Product: zinc finger protein 280B
Exons: 3
Coding region: 264-1895 (543 amino acids)
Biological process (GO): regulation of DNA-templated transcription
Molecular function (GO): DNA-binding transcription factor activity, RNA polymerase II-specific; RNA polymerase II cis-regulatory region sequence-specific DNA binding
Source: RefSeq, a predicted model, not a curated record
GAGGCGGCGGCGUCAGCGGUGCCUGGGGCCUGAGGAGGCGUCGUCCCCUCAGGCUUCGCCUGGGGAGCGCGUCGGGGCGGUGCGCCGCCGGCAGCUCCGGGACCGCUUCGGGGACGCGGCGGACCCGGGCUGGAUGUGACCUUCUCCUGCCUGGAGUAGCUCAAACUCUUAGAAGUUUCAGUGCACACCUGAGGUGGCAGUUUACAUAAAGAAAGCACUGGGACUGUGGCCACACCUUCAAGAAUAAAAAAAAAAAUUAGAAAAUGGAACAACCAUGUAUGUUAUGUGAGGAAGAACAGGUGCCAGAACCACAGCAGAAUGUAGAAGAUACCAAACAAGUAGAUGAAGAUGCUGAGCUGAUCUUUGUUGGAGUGGAACAUGUAAAUGACGAUGCUGAGCUGAUCUUUGUUGGAGUGACUUCAAAUUCAAAACCAGUUGUUUCAAACAUUUUGAACAGAGUUACCCCAGGUUCAUGUUCAAGGAGAAAAAAGUAUGGUCACCUCAGAAAAGGUACUACUCACAAAUUGCAGCCAGUAAGUUAUGUGACCCCUGUAUCAGAAGCAGUGACCGACUUGCCAGUUUCUGAAUCUGAAUCAAGAUCAACAGAUAGUCCUAUUAUUAUUGAGCCUUUGUCUAAACCUGAUUAUAAAAAUAAUUCACCACAAGUCGUGCCUGAUAGCUCUUCAGAGUUAUGUUCUCCUUUGAUUACAUUCACAAGUUCAUUACAGCAUCCAGGAGGAGCAGCACUUUCUGUAGGAGGUAUGAAUCAAAGUACUUGCAUAUCAAAGCGACUUUCCACUGCUGAAGUAAAUGAUAUAAAUCCCAAAAGGCCUAAGCUCAGUGAUGGAAUCAUAGGGGGACAUGCUUCAGCUUUGUCCCCUUCAGGUAACUUUCAUACAAUGACUACACAGCAAAGCACACUCUCAAACAAUGUUCAUACCUCAUUAAGCCAUGUUCAGAAUGGAGCACCUUUUCCAACAGCUUUUCCAAAGGACAGUGUCCAUUUCAAGCCUAUAAGCCCCGUUAAGGAAAACAAACUGACAGAAACAGACCUUUUGAGUCUAGCAAGUCAAAACCAAAUUGUUGAUUCCAAGAAAGGAAGUCUGGUCAUAUUACUUCAUGACUUUUAUUAUGGGCAGUAUAAAGGAGACAGUCAGCCAGAACAGAAGACUCACACAACCUUUAAAUGCCUCAGCUGCUUGAAAGUUCUAAAAAACGUCAAGUUUAUGAAUCACAUGAAGCACCAUUUGGAACUUGAGAAGCAGAGGGCUGACAGCUGGGAAAACCACACCACCUGCCAGCACUGCCACCGACAGUUUCCCACUCCCUUCCAGCUUCAAUGUCACAUUGAAAGUGUACACACUACCCAGGAGCCCUCUGCUGUCUGUAAAAUUUGUGAAUUGUCAUUCAAAACAGACCAGGUUCUCUUACAGCACAUGAAGGACAAUCAUAAGCCUGGUGAAAUGCCCUAUGUGUGCCAGGUUUGCAAUUACAGAUCGUCAGCCUUUGCUGAUGUGGAAAUGCAUUUUAGAACAUGUCAUGAAAACACUAAGAAUUUGCUCUGUCCAUUCUGUCUUAAGAUUUUCAAAACUGCAACACCAUACAUGUGUCAUUAUAGGGGACACUGGGAAAAGAGUGUUCACCAGUGUUCCAAAUGCCGGCUACAGUUUUUAACUUUCAAGGAGAAAAUGGAGCAUAAGACCCAGUGUCAUCAAAUGUUUAAGAAACCUAAGCAACUAGAGGGAUUGCCCCCCGAAACAAAGGUUGUUAUUCAAGUGUCACUGGGACCUCUUCAACCAGGAUCAGUGGAAUUAGCAUCUGUUACUGUGAGCACGUCUGAUUCUGAACCAUCACCCCCCAGGUCUAAAAGUAGAAUUCCAAAAAAACCUCGUUAAUUCUAGUUUCAGUAAUUCUAAAGCAGGUCAAAAGUCAAAAACUCCAUAGGAAACAAAAAAAUACAACCCAUACAUUAUUCAGUAUCAUCAAAAAUAGUGAAACCAAUGAGUCAUUUAUGAGUUUCUUUUUAAAUUUAUGAAAUACAGUAUUGUCUGAUCUGAA